GAGGAGACGAGAGGCAGACACCUGCAGCUGCUGUUGUUUUGUUCAGAAUCAUGGAGACGUCGUUCAGUAAUCUCACUGCUGCUGUGUUUCUGCAGGUCUGGACACGGUUUGAUCAGAACAAUGAUGGAUUUAUUGACCAAAAGAAACUGGAUGAGUUUUUACGCUACAUGAUGAAAACACUGAAAACUGGUGAUGUGUGUGAGCAGCAGAUGCAGAGAGUGACAGAGACGAUUCUAAUCAGCUGUGACAUCACAGACGGACGCCUUCAUAUGGACGAGUUGGCCGCCGUGGUUUUGCCUGAGCAGGAAAACUUUUUACUGGUGUUCCAUAGAGAAACUCCGCUGGAGAACAGUGUGGAGUUCAUGAGGAUCUGGCGUUGCUAUGACGCUGACAGCAGUGGAUACAUCUGUGCUGCAGAACUCAAGAGUUUCCUGCAGGAUUUGUUCCAUCAGCACAACAAGCAGAUCUCGAUGGACAAACUAGAGGAGUACACCGAUACCAUGAUGAGAAUGUUUGAUAAAAACCAGGACGGUCAUUUGGAUCUGAAUGAUUUGGCGAGGAUUCUGGCGUUGAAAGAGAACUUUCUCUUGAAGUUUGAGAUGGAGGCGUGCAGUCAUGAGGAUCGGAGGAGAGACUUUGAGAAGAUAUUUGCUCACUAUGAUGUGAGUAACACUGGCGCUCUGGAGGGGGCAGAGGUCGAUGGUUUUGUUAAAGACAUGAUGGAGCUGGUGAAGCCCAGUCUCAGUGGAUCAGACCUGGACAAGUUUAAACAGGUUCUGCUGGGUCACUGUGACCUCAACAGAGACGGAAAGAUCCAGAAGAACGAGCUGGCGCUGUGUCUGGGGCUCAAACUCAAUCCCUGAACCUCAGACUGUCAUCCUCAUCGCAUGACCGGCUCGGAGCUAACGUGACUCAUGUGAUGUUUGUGUUUAUUUAUACAUGAACAAUGACUGACUCUUGUUAAUGAUGGUAUCACUGAAUAAAUGUGUG
Molecule: messenger RNA, 990 nt
Organism: Myxocyprinus asiaticus (Chinese sucker)
Lineage: Eukaryota; Metazoa; Chordata; Actinopteri; Cypriniformes; Catostomidae
Product: secretagogin-like
Exons: 11
Coding region: 51-863 (270 amino acids)
Biological process (GO): regulation of presynaptic cytosolic calcium ion concentration; regulation of long-term synaptic potentiation
Cellular component (GO): synapse; nucleus; cytosol
Molecular function (GO): calcium ion binding
Source: RefSeq, a predicted model, not a curated record